This is a messenger RNA of Brassica oleracea var. oleracea, 495 nucleotides long. RefSeq names its product B3 domain-containing protein At2g33720-like. Bases 1 to 495 code for a protein of 164 amino acids. NCBI's taxonomy places the organism in Eukaryota, Viridiplantae, Streptophyta, Magnoliopsida, Brassicales, Brassicaceae. The transcript has a single exon. The record is from RefSeq and is a predicted model, not a curated record. Gene Ontology annotation, molecular function: DNA binding.
AUGGUGAACACACAAGUUGGAGGAGCAAGCAUGGUUUCUUCUGCUACAAGAAACGAAGGAGUAAUUAGUCUCGCGCACUUAAGGGACAAAAAGGCUCCAGGUACCGAGUUAACCCUCUCCAUAAGCCCUGAUAUAUGGGAAAUCAAGAAACAUCUCACAGUGAGCGACGUGAGAAACAACCAAACACGCCUUAUGCUACCUAAGGAUGAUGUGGUUGCGCAUAUUCUGGACUACCUAACGGAUGAAGAGCGCCUAAUGAUCGAAGAUGCAAAUAAUCGAGGGUUGAGGAUCAGAGUGUACGACAGCAAUACUGAGUCUUUGCAUCAGCUGACUUUGAAAAAGUGGCAUUCAAGUGGAAGCUAUGUGUUCAUUAGCAAUUGGAAUGAGCAAUUUGUUAUAAGAAGAAACCUCGAAGCUGGCGAUUUAAUUGGACUCUUUUGGAAUACUUAUGCGUCAAGGCUCCACUUUCGUCUGCUUAGUCAUUAUAACCAUUGA